AUGAAAUGGAGGAAGGACUUCAACGUCGAUGAACUAAUUAAGGAAGAUUUGGGGGGCGAUCUUGAAAAAGUCGUCUUUAUGCGCGGGCACGACAAAGAAGGGCACCCGAUGUGUUACAAUUUCAAGAAACGCUUAAAAAUGACGUAUUUACAGGAGGGUCAACCUCUAAACCCGCCAACCAGCAAGUAUCGAUUUAGGGGUGACGAUAGGAGUGAUUUCAACUUGCUCAAAGUCAUUUCAGAGUCAAGAAAUUGGUUUCAUGGUGAAAAACACCAUGGCAUGGAGGAGGGAUUUCAAUGUCGAUGA
Messenger RNA from Striga asiatica, 306 nucleotides. The record is from the annotation of a GenBank genome assembly. NCBI's taxonomy places the organism in Eukaryota, Viridiplantae, Streptophyta, Magnoliopsida, Lamiales, Orobanchaceae.